Molecule: messenger RNA, 1068 nt
Organism: Trichomycterus rosablanca
Lineage: Eukaryota; Metazoa; Chordata; Actinopteri; Siluriformes; Trichomycteridae
Gene: lpar2a
Product: lysophosphatidic acid receptor 2a
Exons: 2
Coding region: 1-1068 (355 amino acids)
Biological process (GO): adenylate cyclase-activating G protein-coupled receptor signaling pathway; regulation of metabolic process
Cellular component (GO): plasma membrane; cytoplasm
Molecular function (GO): lysophosphatidic acid receptor activity
Source: RefSeq, a predicted model, not a curated record
AUGUCCUCUGGUGAAUACUGUCCUGGCCGUGAGAAGAACGUCUCAUAUUUUUACUCGAGAACUGGAAAAAACAUCAGCGCAAACUGGAAGCCAACGGACUUUGUGGUGGUAGGACUUGGGGUCCCAGUAUGCAUCUUCAUCCUAUUGGCCAACUUGAUGGUAAUGUUGGCCAUCAUCAAGAACCGGCGCUUCCAUUUCCCUAUCUACUACCUGCUGGGUAACAUGGCAGCAGCCGACCUUUUCGCCGGAGUCUCUUACUUCAACCUCAUAUUUCACACGGGUCCGUGGACCAUCGGGCUGACCCAGAACCAGUGGCUGGUGCGAGGAGCGCUGAUCGAGAUGAGCUUAACGGCGUCUGUGUUAAAUCUGCUGGCCGUGGCCUUGGAGCGCCAUCAGAGCAUCUUCACCAUGCAGCUGCACAGCAACAUGUCCAACAGGCGUGUUCUCAUGCUGAUCGUGGCCAUCUGGGUUGUGGCAAUUAUCAUGGGCCUCGUCCCCACCAUGGGCUGGAACUGUGUGUGUGACCUGGAAUCGUGCUCCACCGUGGCGCCGCUCUACACUCGCAGCUUUCUGGUGUUCUGGGCCAUCCUUAACCUCAUUACUUUCUCCAUCAUGGUGGCUAUUUACACACGGAUUUUCAUCUACGUGCGCCGGAAAAGCCAGAAUAGGUUGCCGUAUGCAUUUCCUGUCAGAAAAAACGACACACUUGAUGGACUGAUGAAAACUGUCUCCAUGAUUCUAGGUGCUUUUGUGAUCUGCUGGACUCCGGGCCUGGUCAUCUUGCUGCUGGACGGACUCAGCUGUACAGGGUGCCAGGUGCUGAAAUACGAGAAGUACUGCCUGGUUCUGGCCGAGUGUAACUCGCUGAUGAACCCCAUCAUCUACUCGUGCCGUGACGAGGACAUGAGGAACACGUUUAAGCGCAUCCUGUGCUGGCUGUGCAGGCAGGAAGAGGAGCAGGACGGAGAGCCCGGCAACGUUCAGUCGGACACCCUGAAAACAGAGAGGCUGCUGUCAGAGAAAUUCUCAACAAAUUACAACCACACCGAGCGUAACCACACACUCUGA